This is a messenger RNA of Anopheles gambiae (African malaria mosquito), 10064 nucleotides long. RefSeq lists its product as uncharacterized. NCBI's taxonomy places the organism in Eukaryota, Metazoa, Arthropoda, Insecta, Diptera, Culicidae. The coding region runs from base 2115 to 7031 and encodes 1638 amino acids. The record is from RefSeq and is a predicted model, not a curated record. The transcript has 3 exons. Gene Ontology annotation, molecular function: protein binding.
GAUUCCAUCAAAACAAAAAAAUCCUUCGACGCGGACGGACGUGCGUCCGCUUGUUCGCUCUCCCUGUGCAAUUUCCCAUUCAACACAGUGCAGUGUUCUGUGUGGCGCUCGCAGCCGGCAGCCCGUUAAGCAGCCUCCAGCCAAGGGGCCCUUGGUGCGAGACUGUUUUUUAAUUAAACAAUCGCACAAAAGAAGGUGUGUGUUUGUGUUUAGGAGAGAAAAAUUAUCAAAAGUGGAUUAAGUUUUGAUUUUAUGCAAAAAUCGACAGCAACUAAAUCAUCCAUCCAGUGCGCGUCGCAUCGGCAGUGUGUUGUGCCCGUGAGUGAGCGGUAGAGCAUCAAUCAAAACCACCCCUCUCCCGUUGGUGGGGCUGGUGCUGGUGUGUUUUGGGGGUGCCCCAUUCUCCUUCUUCUCCUCCGCCGAUGGUGCUGAAGUAAAAGCUAAACGGGAGUAAAUUAUCCAAAUUGAAUGGGGGCUGCCCGCGCGGCUGCUGCUGCUGCUCGAAACGACGAAUUUUCGUUGCGGGAACAUCGUUGCUCUGGCUGGUGUGAAUCAAAUUAACGCCCUUCCCGGGGCCCCGGUGUGCUUUGAUGUGUUUGUGUGCUGCAUGCGUACGUGUUUGAUGUGAUAGAAUAUUCAGGAAGUUUAGAAGAAAAUAUUCCAUUCCUGUGGUGCACCCAAAAAAAUACCCAAACGCAAGACAACAGCUUCUGGGGCGUGCGUUCGAUUCUUAUCCAUUAUUUCCAUUUUGGAGUUCGAAGUUGAAGUGUCUGUGGCCAGCAGAAGCAAGCAAGAAGUAUCUGUGGAUAUGUUCGUGUAACUCUGUGUGUGUGUGUUGCGUGUGCGGGUGUUGUGCAGAAUCAAAAAUCAAGCUUUUAGGUCAACAUUUUCAUCAACAUCAACUACACCACGAUUGAGUCAUUAAUAAACCCGCAAGACAAAUUCGAGAUUCACGCACGGAUAACGCACACUGUUGAAGGAACGUGACACCGGAGAGAGAGACAGAUACGAUCAACAUCGAUCACACGAUCGCAUCACUCACAGCGAAGCAAAGCAGUCCGGAAAUAAAGGGAUAAAAGCGUCCUGCACUUCCUAUCGACCGUUUCGGCUCGGAAGAUAACGCUCGUCAACUAACGUUGCGCCGCGACGCUCAAGGACCCGAGUACAUCCAAACAAAUUAAACACCGUCCGACGCAUACAACACAACACAUCAAGCAAGCGCACCAGGCGGGGCGGCAGCGGUUCGAGCGUGUUCGCAAAGGGUCAGACUAAUUUUUAUUGAACCGGCCGGCGAAGGGAUAGCUGCUGCUGCUGCGCACGAUCGCUGUACAAACACUGGAAGGGGGAAAACAGUCUUAAGGCUCAAAUAAACGGCCGAUACACGUCUGCUCGAAGCGCUUGCGCAAAUAAGAGUCGUUGCACAACCCAGCAGCAAACGACGACAUUGGGUCGCAAAGCUGAGCAAAGUAAUCGUUCGUGUUUGGUGGAGCCUUGGAUCUUUGGAUCACAUCCUCAGCAGUUCAGCAGGAUCAACUUCAGAAGGAUGCAUCAAACACCAACCUCUCUGGUGUAGCAUGCCUGGAGAGCUCACGAAAGCUUCUGACUAUUGCGCACGGUGCGUGCGACUCCGAUGGCAGCACUUCUUCCGCAACGGCAACGCAGCAACGAUGGCAACGAUGGUCACGGCAAUGGACGCAGCACCCUUCCAGCAAUGAGGCGCAAACAACUGUACCACGGCGUCAGUAGUAGCAAUAACAUCGGCAGUAAACGAAACCGCAAGCGGAGCGGCAACUUCUACCACGACGAGCGCACGGACAAAGGCAAUGGCCACCGGGAGCCACAUCUUACUACACGAACUGUUGUUGUACGUUGUCGUCAGGCACAGCUGACCGGAAGCGAUCACGUAGGAGCAGGCGUAGCACAGAGCUACUAGUGUGCAGGAAGAGCUCUGCACAUCAUUCUGUCCUUCCUCAUUCCCCGAAGGGUGUUUUAUGUGUGAUACAAAAAGGAAUUGUAAUACGACGAUCAACCACAGAGUGCAAAACAAAGAGAGAGAGAGAGAGAAAGAGAGAGCAAACACAACAAGAACGAGCGAGAAAGGCGGCGUUUAAAGAAUGACACAACCGAGCUACUAUGUCAGCAAAUAUGCCGGUGAAUUCUGCAAGCUGGUGGUGGAGGGCGACUUCAGCAAGAUCAAGUCCAAGUUUAAGGAGUUUGUGCUGGACUACCAGACGCCGGAAGACCUGAACACCCCGCUGCACCUGUCCAUCAUUGCGCAGCAGAAUCGCAAUGAGAUCAUCCAGUUCCUGGUCGAGUCCGGGGCGGACUGCGACCUGCGCAACUCGAUGAACCUGACCGCGUCCGAGCUGGCCAUCAACCUUAACUUCAUGGACGUGACCAAGUUCAUGCUGGCGGUCGAGUUUCGUAACCUGACCGACUACCGGUGCUUCUACCGGCUGAUCAGGCGCGGCUCCGUGCCGCUGCUGCAGCUCUUUCUCGAGCUGAAAUCGUUCGACAUCCACCAGCAGAUCGCGUACGUGUCGAGCGUGUGGCACGAGCUGUACGUGAAGAAUGUGCCGCUGACGAAGAGCAUGGAGAACUUCCUCGAGUACCAGCUGCAGAACUACAGCUACGCGUACCAUCAUCCGCCGGCGCAGCCGCGCCCCGACCGGCCCAAGUUCGACCGGGAGCUCGAGCAGCGGAUCGAGCUGAUCGUGGAGUACACGCGCUACCUGACCAAGCACUACGGCGGCACGGACAACCUGAACGACUACGACGACAAGUUCCUGCUCGCGAUCAAGAUCGUGUACGACAAUCUGUUCUUCGUGCGGGAAAAGCGCGAGCUGGUCGGGUCGGUGCCGGUGGAGGAGAUCUGCCGGCUGCUGGCCGUGUUUUUGGCGAUCUUCAAGAAGGCGCCGCACUACGAGGUGUACAAGCUGCUGCUGAACAAGCGCACCGUGCUGCAGUAUCUCGGUGCGGUCAGCGACGAGCUGGAGCGGAUCAAGGCCGAGCUGGCGGAGAACCGGGGCCGCGAGUCGACGCGCUGGUCGAACGAGCUGCUGCUGUAUCUGCUCUGCUGCAUACGCGACGCGGCGCCGGCCAAAUCGACCAAGGCCAUCAAUGGGCUGUGGCGCAAGAAGUGCGUGCUGAAGAAGAAGCUCAUCUACUACGUGAAGGGCCGGCUGCGGGCGAACCCGGAGCUGGCCGCCAUCCAGGCGCGGUACGUGAACAAUCUCACCAAGCCGGAGCUGGAGGUGCUGCGGCAGGAGCUGCGGGCGCCCGAGUUUGUGGAGCUGACGCGCGCGACCGGCCGCCGGAACCGGGUCACCUUCUGCCGGCUGCGCAAAACGUACGACCACGUGGCGCAGCUGUACGCGAUCAAGAAGAUACUGCGCUACCUGGACGGGAUAGCGCGGAUUCAGCUGCCCCAGUACCAGGUGUCGGGCGUGCUGGCGAUCAAGCGCACGCUGCAGGUCAUUGCGGAAACGGUGGCCAGCACGCGGUAUGCGCCGGCGAUCGCCCGCAAGCUGGACAGCGUGGUGCACAAGAUACUGCCGCUCAAUCUGGACGUGGACGUGCGGGACUUUUACCAGCCGAACGUGUCGCUGUACAAGGCGUGCUCGGACAGGGCGGAGAACGGCCGGCUGGUGCUGCCGUUCGCGGAGGUGCAGUGCAGUCUGAAGUCGGUGCGGCGCUACUUCGCGUACGUGCACGAUCUGAAGAUGCUCGAGGCGUACAAGUGCUAUCUGGGGAACGUGCAUCAGCUGAAGAACUGGCGGCAGGUGGCAAGCUACAAUCAGUUCGUGGGCGACGCGAACCGGAUGUACUUCGAGAACCACACGCUGGACGAUCUGCACUUCGAGCUGGAGGACUGCAUACGCGUGGUGGAGGAGCUGCAGGAAACGUUCAGCCAGCAGCAGGACGAGAAGCUGAGCGAUCUGCUGCGCUGCGUUUACCGUCCGCUGGCGCAGCGGUACGAGACACUCACGAAGGGGGACGGUGAACGAGCGGCGCUCGCCUCGAUCAGCGCCAACUUCAACACCGUGAUGCAGCUGUGCGGGACGGAGAUCGAGAUGGCGAAGGUGCGCCGUAUCGUGGGGUCCUUUUUGGCCGAAAGCUACCCCAAGUACGACAUCUGCAGCGACGAGCAGCUGCUGCUGCUGAAUCCGCUCAUGCAGGAGCUGCUGCACCUGUUCACCAACUAUCUGUACCAGUACCAGAUGGACGAGCGCGUCACGAAGAACUUCGUCACGAUGGUGGAGGUGCUGCACGUCGGGCGGUACAUUGCCGUGGAUCACUUUGUGCCGGAGCGCACGAAACCGUGCGACAGCCUGCUGCACCAGAACUACACGAACGACAUACUGAAGAAGUUUAACCUGCAGAACCUGAGCUCGAUCGAGUUUGCGGUGCUGCACGAGCAGCUGUCCCAGAGCUACUACGACAACUGCUACAACCUGGACAAGAAGUACGCGGUGCUGACGAUGUUCUUCAAGUCCACUAACCGCCCGGUGAACGAUGCGAUCGUGAAGCGCAACAAGCGCAUGGACCGGGAAGAGUACCAGUCGUUUCUGGACGCGAAGCUGAAGCUGAUUGGGCAGUUUUUGCCGUGCAGCGAUUUCAACGAGGUGACGCAGUUCAUCAACGAGGCGGCCCCGCACGUGGAGUACGCGCUGGAGCACUGUCUGCUCGAGCUGUGCGAGAUACUGACCGAUCUGGGCGUGUUCCAGGACAAUCAGUACGUGCUGAAGCUGCAGUCGGCGAACGUGAGCGGGCGCAACCUGCACGACUACCUGCGGCAGGAUGCGCUCGAGUACGAUAUGCUGACGCUGACGCACAGCACCAAGGUGAAGGUGUUCCUGAACGGGCUGAUCUUCAAGAGCAACGAGUUUAAGCUGUACCAGCCGCCGACCAGCCAGCGGGCCAACCCGGACGAGCUGCUGGCGAUCAACGAGAAUCUGAUCAACAACUACAAGAUGCGCUGGAGCUGGGUGGAGCAGCAGGAGCGCUUGUUCAAGUCGGUGGAGACGAUCGAUCUGAAGCUGCUGCAGGCACUGACGCCCGACUAUGCGGACAUUCGCGGGAUGCGGCUGGGCGUGCUGUGCGACGGCACACCGUCGACGGAGUACGAGAUCAUCGACCAUACGAUACGCAACAAUCUGAAGCAGAUGGUGGACUACCUGUCGGAGGAGCUGCAGGCAAUCUCGUACGAGAAGAAGCAGUUCUUCCAGUACGUGCUGGUGCGCAGCUCGAACUCGCUGUUCAUCGAUGCGCACUUCAGCCUGACCACGGUGCAGGAGCGCCAGGCGACGAUCCUGUUUAUGGCGCUUUACUUCCGCGCGUACGACGUGUUUCUCGAGUGCGUGAAGCGGUUCGAGCUGACGGUGAACCUGGGCAAGAUCGUCAAGUAUCUGAACCUGGAGUUUAUCGAGAAGAUUGCGAAGCAGAUGAAGGACAUCAACUGGAACUGUCAGGAUGGCAACGGGACGACCGUGCUGGAUCAGUGCGUGCAGAAGGGCGAUCUGGCGGCGAUCAAGAAGCUGAUCAAGCUGGGCGUUGACAUCGCGUCGCAGACGUCGGAUGGUACUUCGGCGCUGCACCGUGCCUGUAGCUUGGGCCACACGGACAUUGCCAAGCUGCUGGUGAAGCAGCAGGUCCCGCUUACUUCGCUCAGUGGCACCGACCGCUUGCCGCUGCACUACGCCAUACAGUAUCAGGAGAACGAGCUGCUGCCGGUGCUCUGUUGCGACGACAUCGACAUCAACUCGGACCGGCACCGGCUGGUGAGGCGAGCGAUCGAGUACGGCAAUCUGGAGGCGCUGAAAUACCUCGUCGACACGCGGCAGGCAACGCUGACGUUCGUCGAUCAGCAGCAGAACACGGUCCUGCAUCUCUGUGCCACGUACGGGCGGUUGGCAAUGUUGCGCUACCUGCUGGACGACCAUUCCGCCACGAUUGACGGCGAGGAGAGUCUGCUGAAUCGACGCAAUGGCGCUUCCAAAACCGUGCUACACAUUGCCGUUCAGCAACGGCACACCGCAAUGGUGGCGCUGCUGCUGGAGCGUGGUGUCGACGCGAGUCCCGCCGACGAUACGGGCCGGACGGCGUACGAAUGGGCCGUCCAGGGGAACAGCCUGCGCAUUGCGAAGGUGUUUGCGAAGCAUCAGCGAACGCUCCGGUCGUCCGGUGCGAUCGCCUCCCAUCCGCUCACGAUCGCGAUCGAGCAGCGCAACGUGCGGAUGUUGAAGUUUCUGCUGCGCAACGGUUGCAGCUUCACCAGCGAAUCGCUCUGCCUGAUCAAGGCCGUCUACACGCGCUCGCUCGAGCUGGUACGCUACAUCGUGGAGCUGUGCAAGCCGGCCCUGCAGUAUCGCGACCCGUACGACAGCACACCGCUGCACGUGGCGAUCGCGAUCGAGUGUAACGAAAUUGCGGCGUACCUGAUCGAGUCCGGCGCGGACAUCAAUGCGAUCAGCAAGUUUGGCGACACGCCGCUGCACGUGGCCGCCCGGCACGGCAACAUUGUGGCGGCCCGGAUGCUCAUCCUGAAGUAUGCCGCCGUGGACGAGCGGAACGCUUCCGGGCUGACCGCGCUCAUGCAGGCGAUGUACUCGCGCCAGCUCGACAUUAUGAAGCUGCUGAUCGGGGCGGGCGCCAACAUCGAUCUGCUGAAGCUCCAUCUGGCGGAGAUCGAGCAGCUGGCGAAGCUGCCCACCAUCCACAUGUUUGUCGAUCAUUACGGGCUGCUCGAGUUCAUGAUCCUGCAGCUGCAGUACGAUCCGAACGUGCGCGACGGCCGCAACCAGCAGAGCCUGCUGCACAAGGCGUGCUACGCGAACAAUCUGCAGAUCGUGCAGUUUCUAGUCGACUGGUGCCGGCUGCAGACGGAGCAGCAGGACGCGAACGGCCGCACGCCGCUGGCGAUCGCGAACGAGUGCAAGAACUACGAGGUGGCCGAGUUUCUGCGCAGCAAGAAGAGGAAAAAGUCGCAGAUCGCACCGCAGCGCUACUUCGAUCCGGCGGGUAUGAUGUAAGUGCGAGGAGCCAGAGAUAGCAGCAGCACCACCGCCAAUCCAGUGUCGUUGCGAUCCAGUGACCUUUAGUAGAAUGGAAAUGUGUUCCCGUCGCUUUGCAGACGUGCGCUGCUCGGUGUUGCGCGAUUGAAGCCCCACAAAAAAGGGACUUCUUAAUAAUGCAAUGGAUAUUGUCGGUGUUUGGAGCUGUAUCUUCGAUUGGAAGAGAGCGGUGGUGAUCCUCUGUCGAUUAGCACUGUGUGCUGCACAGCAGAGGACUCGAGCGCACCGAGCGUGUUGUAGCGCUGCAAACCGAUGGCCAUCCACAUUUCUGAUAUGCUCCAGUGAAAAUGGUUUCCCUAUUUUCCUAUUUUUUUUUGUUGGAAGGCUUCCCACAAACAAAAAGUUCCUCGCGUCCCAAAUUUGUCUGCGUUUAGUCGGCUCGCGGUAUGAAGAACACGAUCAUUGGGCGGGUUCAUUUCGAUCGAAUGGUUCGAAGAAGAACAGUAUGCGUAGCAUUUUUUUUAGAUGGAAUAUUUUAUACUUCUUAUCAUUCUUGUCGUGUAGUACCUCACCCGUAGGGGCAGGGUUUCCCGUCUCAUAUUCUGGUCAGACUUUCGCAAUCGAAUUUUGGGACGCAACUAAACUCAGAAGCCAACCCACUUUGCUCUAGCUAAGCUUGACUCGUAUAUCCUUGUUUUUAAUGAAAGUUUUCUUUCAAUCUCAACAAAACCCCUAAUAAGACUUUUGGUCCCCCACCCCUGUAUUUGCUGUUCUAGUCAGUGAGCUACUGUUGUUUUUUUGGAUCUACAUCCGACGAUGGAUCGGGGAAAAAAAUCAAAAGAAAACACAGAAUUGGAUCAUAGAAGCACAAACAGAGGAAGCAAUAAUUUUGAUAAAACACUAAAAUUAAGCUUCGAUUUGUUUGGUGAAUUUUAAACCACUACUUUUCCCUUUCCUUUUUUCCCUAAACGACACUGAUGGUGCAGGGUGCCUGCUAUUUUUAAAGUAACAAUGCAACAUUGUAAGAAGUUUACAGCAUGGUCAGCUAAAGCUCAAAAGGGAGUAGAAUAUUCGGUCGCGAAAGCCAAACGAACGCAAACAAAAAUAAUCAAUGAACAAAGGAUUUCCUUCGUGAUUUUAGAUGCAAAAAGGAAAGUGUGUGUGAUUUUAGCCGUUUACUACUACUAACAACAAGAACAACAAAUACUACAUUCCUACUACCGAUUGGGGGACAACGUGAUGAGAUCGACAUGAAAUGCGUAUUUUAAAGAAGAAGAAGAAGAAGAAGAAGAAGAAGAAGAAGAAGAAGAAGAAGAAGAAGAAGAAGAAGAAGGGAAAAGGGGACCGCACGUGUACAGACAAAGCCGGGGUCGCCCACAACAAUCUAUGCGUGUAUUGUAUUCGGAGGAUAAAAGCUAGCCUAAACGACCAUAUGGUAUUGUAUGCGUGUGUUUAAGUAAACUGGAUGUACUACUUCCUACCUUACUCUACUCUACUACCCUUUGGUGUCUGAUUAUAACAUAGUGAUUAGUGGUAUUAUGACGUUGAGUGCGGUUUAGGAUGAAUAGGAGCAGCAGGGACAGGAUCCUUUGUUGGAUGAAAAAGAGGGAGGACAUACCGAGUGUAUCGCCAAGACGUAAAAUAGAAGAAGAGCACGCGCAGUAACGAUCAGCCCAGAUCCAACUCUGUGGACAUUUCUAGAAGUAUAAGAUAAAAUCUUUUAUUGUACCUUUCUAAGUAACGAAACCUCGCAUAUUCCUUCACCCGCGUGUGUGCGUGUCUGCUCGCCAAUGGGCAUUGUCUGUUAAAGUGUGAGUAUGCACUGAGCCUGAGCCGGCGGCUGGGGAAACCGGACCCACGCUUAGUAGUAGGGUUUAGUAAGACGUGAAAAGAAACUAAUAACCUCGCAUUUAUUACACGAUUACAAAACUACCAUUAUAAUAUAUACAUAUACACACAUUUUAUACACUCACAGGCAGACUGUAUGAAGCAUUGCUGCAUUCUGCAUUGAGUGACGUAAUAAGGUCCCCUUGAGUCUCCAGCGCAGAAGUAUAAACAUCAACUGAAGGCUCUUAGUACACACUCACACAGCAAACGAACGCCCAUUGCGGUAGACUGCACACGCGGGUAGAAGCAAAUAAAUAACUACUACUACUACUACUAAAACCCUUAGCCAUUAAGAGAGCGGUAAGUGCAGCAAGCAAAAGCAAAACAAGAGAGAAGAACAAAACAAAACAAAAUGCCAGUGCAGAAGAAGGGGAGAAAGUAAAUUAUUUAUUAGGUAGACACUCGUUAUGCAUGCACCAAAUUUAAUAUAAUAUAUUAAAUGGCAGUGCAGCAGAGUAACACCGUCACGCCACGGGUCGCGGCCACAGGCAUUAUUGGAGUAGGAAAAUUUGGAGAGUAGUAGUAGCAAAAGAGGAGAAAUGGGGGGGGAAAACAAAACAGCGCACAAAACUGCAAAUGGAAUGGAAGAAAUUGAGAGAAAGCAGAAAACAAAAACGAUGUGUUUAGUUUGGUUACGGCGCUAUAUGCUAAAAUAAAUGCUACGGAUAAUCCUACUACCCCCUCCCGGUCAUCCUCCGGAACUCCUAUCCAAAGGGGGGCGGAGGUUUCUGGACGGAGUGUGCAAAGGCAACGCUAAACCUCGCAUGGUUUGUGAAACGUAAUAAGAAACAUAUAUAUAAAUAUAUAAUGAGUAGGAAGUUAAGUUAAGGAAUAUAACAACAACAACAAAAACACACAAAACAAAACACUGUGUCCUGUGUGAAAAACUCGCAAAACACGCAAAAGUCGCCAUCCCUCGCAUUAGUAUAUAAGGAAAAACAUGAAGAAGAAGAAGAAGAAGAAGAAGAAGAAGAAGAAGAAAAAACGUACUAAAUAUCUAAAAACACAUAGCGUCAAGUGGUAAAACAGAAAACGAAAAUGUGCAAAAACACCCGAAUAUCAAAACACGAAAUGGUAAAAAACAAAACAACAAGAAAAACAAACCCAAACGAGAUUUAUAUCUGUUCAAUGUCUAAAAUCGUUAGAAUCAAUCAAAGCAGUAAA